Zerene cesonia (dogface butterfly) is the source of this 5674-nucleotide messenger RNA. It is a transcript of the gene S1P, whose product is annotated as membrane-bound transcription factor site-1 protease. Gene Ontology annotation, cellular component: Golgi apparatus. Lineage: Eukaryota; Metazoa; Arthropoda; Insecta; Lepidoptera; Pieridae. Gene Ontology annotation, biological process: proteolysis. Gene Ontology annotation, molecular function: serine-type endopeptidase activity. The record is from RefSeq and is a predicted model, not a curated record. Bases 159 to 3293 code for a protein of 1044 amino acids. The transcript is spliced from 20 exons.
CGGCUUUCGUCUCCUAUCCUAUUUGCGAUUCCUGUGCUGAGCUGCCAUUAUUAUGAGAAAUGUGUUUAUGCUUUUUGUAAACAUAAAUACAAAAAACGACUAAUAUUUUUCACAGUAUUCACCAAUGAGCUAUGUGUUAUGGUUAGGAGAUAUUAGACAUGGGUUUGACCCAUUUUAUGUAUUUGUUUUUAGUAGGAUGGAUUACUUCAACAUUAUUUAUCAAAGCAGAAAAACACGACGGAAAUGAUUUAUGUAAUUCAACUACCGCGGAACGUGUAGAAUAUGAGUUUACAACGGAUAUAGUUCGAAGUGAGCAUAUAAUAACUUUCAAUGGAUAUUACACAAAAACAUCGCGGGAAAACUAUAUAGCUGCGGCAUUAAGAAAUGCUGGGAUAACAAAUUGGACUGUACUCCAACGUGUAAAUCCCGCAAAUGAAUUUCCAAGUGACUUUGAGGUUGUUGUAUUGAAUGACAAUGGGAGGGUUGCUCUUGACGCUCUUAAAGAUCAUCCAGCUGUUCGACGAGUUACAGCUCAACGACAAGUACAGCGCACUAUAAAAUAUAUUAAAGAGGAUGACUGUGACAAUCCUGGUUGCCUAUAUGGUGGUUGGAGGAACAAUCGGCAUCGUUCGCGCUCUUUACAUUCGUCUAGGAAAACACAAAAUAAUGAUGGAUAUUCAUCCCGCAAGUUGUUGAGGACUGUACCUCGUCAAAUCACAUCAGUUCUAAAAGCCGAUGUGCUGUGGUCCCUUGGAGUUACAGGCGAAGGUAUAAAAGUGGCGGUAUUCGACACGGGUCUAUCGCGCAAUCAUCCCCACUUUGGACGUAUCCGGGAAAGGACCGAUUGGACGGGGGAGAAGACCCUGGACGACGCGCUCGGACAUGGGACCUUCGUGGCCGGGGUCAUUGCGUCCAAGGCGGAUUGCCUGGGAUUCGCCCCGGACGCCGAGUUGCAUAUAUUUCGUGUAUUUACAGAUAAUCAGGUGUCAUACACAUCGUGGUUUUUGGACGCGUUCAACUAUGCUAUAAUGAAAAAGAUAGAUGUCCUGAAUCUAAGCAUCGGGGGACCUGAUUUUAUGGACCAUCCAUUUGUAGAUAAAGUAUGGGAACUCACCGCUAAUAAGGUGAUAAUGGUAUCGGCGAUUGGUAACGAUGGGCCUUUAUAUGGUACCCUGAACAACCCAGCGGAUCAAAUGGACGUCAUCGGAGUGGGGGGUAUCGGGUUCGAUGAUCGGAUUGCGAAGUUCUCGUCGAGGGGCAUGACGACCUGGGAACUGCCUCAUGGUUAUGGGCGAAUGAAACCUGACAUAGUAACGUAUGGCAGUGGAGUUAGAGGCUCCAGCGUGAACGGAGGAUGCCGAUCUCUCAGUGGCACAUCAGUAGCCUCUCCAGUAGUGGCCGGUGCGAUAGCGUUGCUCGCUAGUGGUGUCCCGCGGCAGAACUUGACACCGGCCUCUGUGAAACAGGCGCUUUGUAUCACCGCCAGGCGACUGCAAGGACCUAACAUGUUCGAACAGGGACACGGGAAAUUGGACCUUAUCAGCGCUUAUCAGUUCCUGCGAGAAUACGUGCCGCAAGCGAGUCUCAGCCCGCCGUACAUAGACCUGACGGAAUGCCAGUACAUGUGGCCGUACUGUACGCAACCGCUGUACUACAGCGCACAACCAACUAUCGCCAAUGUCACUAUAAUAAACGGACUCGGAGUAGCUGGGGAUGUGAAACAAGUGAGUUGGCAUCCUCAUCUGCCCAACGGACCAAUGCUGUCAGUGUCUGUGGACUACAUUGAUAUCAUCUGGCCAUACUCCGGCUGGCUCGCUCUGAGGUUCAACGUGUUGGAGAGCGGCGCUGAUUUUGAUGGUGUUGUUGAGGGACAUGUCAAUAUAACUGUGGAGAGCUUCGACGAGUCGUUCCGUCAGAAGACAAGAAACACAACACUCAUGCUGCCUAUACGCGCGCGCAUCAUACCGGUGCCGGUGCGAUCCCGGCGGCUGCUGUGGGACCAGUUCCACAGCCUGCGCUACCCGGGCGGUUACUUCCCGCGCGACGACCUGCGCGCCAAGCACGACCCGCUCGACUGGCACGCGGACCACAUACACACCAACUUCCGCGACAUGUACCGCCGGCUGCGCGAGCACGGCUACUACGUGGAGGUCAUGGGUUCUCCGCUAACCUGCAUCAACACGUCGUUAUACGGCGCUCUCAUGCUAGUGGAUCCAGAAGACGAGUAUUUUCCUGAAGAAAUGGCCGCACUCAAGAAAGCUGUCGAUACGGGACUGUCUCUUAUCGUCUUCGCUGAUUGGUACAAUGCGUCUUUACUAAGACACGUGAAGUUUUAUGACGAAAACACGCGGCAAUGGUGGAUUCCUGAAACUGGUGGAUCGAAUGUACCAGCUUUAAACGACUUGCUGAGCAUUUUUCAGGUGGCAUUAGGUGACCGCGUGUUUGAAGGCACGUUCAAGCUGGGCGGACACGCGAUGUACUACGCGAGUGGUACGCACAUACACAGCUUCCCAGAACACGGCGUGCUGGUGAACGCCAGGCUCGUGGACCAGGGGCAGCAGAUAAUGUCCGGAGGCAAAGCAAGCGGGCACAGCGGGGCCAACGUGCCGACAGUGGAUGUGCCCAUCUUGGGCCUGUUGCAAACAGACGGUGAAACUAAAGAUUACGCUAACGAUACUAUGGAUAAAAUUCCAAAGGCCGGUCGACUAGUGGUAUACGGCGACUCGUCUUGCCUUGAGAGUGGGUCGGCUCGGCCGUGCCACUGGCUGCUAUUGGCCGCGUUGCAAUACGCCCUCGGAGGACAUGUACCCUCCUCGCUGCAGGACGCCGCGGCGUCUAGGCAGCAUCGAGACGUUCAUAUUAUACCUUCGGAGCUGCCGCGUCGCUCGGAGGGCGGGCGGCUGCACGCGUACUCGCGCGUGCUGUCCGCGGACGGCGCGGCGCGGCCGCUGCCCGCGUGCGCGGCGCCCGCCGCGCUGCCCGCCGCGCCGGUGCACGCGCCGCCCGCCGCGCGGACCCUCGCGCCGAAGCACCAGCCCACCGACCCGAGGACCAUUGGUAUGUACGGCGGCAAGCUGUCAGAUCACGCGCUAGACCCGCGCUCGGCUGCUGCUUGGAAACCUUCGCGCCGGGCCACCAGCCCGCCGACCCCAGGACCAUUGGUGCACCAGAAACUGAAGGUACAGAGCCGGCUCCGCGUGCCUGGAGAGGCGCCGGUGUUGCUCCGAAGACCCACAGCCCCGACCACGAAGGUUCCACCUUCAGCUCCAAAGCCCUCACCGUCCUCGCCAUAGCAGCCAUCAUAUACUGCAUCAUCAUCUUCUGGAAACGCUACGGCCGCAAGAUGAAGAGACGCAAGCUCAUCUCGCUGGCCACCUGAAAACGGCUUAAAUGGAGAUUCUCCAUUUUAUACCGUAUGAAAUGCAACAAGUAUUGGUGAUAUUUGCCUAAAACGGACUAGCGUCUGAACUUCCACAGACGGUGUACGGAGUGUAAAAAAACCAAAUGAGGUUUUAGGGAGUGAUAGUGAGUUUAUGGGGACUAUUGAGAGUGUAUGAUACAUUAUUUCGAUUGGCAAUAUAGAUAAGGAAGGAUAAACUUUUAGAAAAAUUAUUUAACAUUUCUCUUUGUAUAUUGUUAGAGCGAAAUAAACACGUUGACUGACUGAUACGGGAUAAGUGAAUAAAUUAAAGGCAUUUUGUUAAGCUAUUUGAAUAUUUAUUGUGGAAAUGAACGAUGGUAUUGUCACUGAUAUGAAUGUAAAAUAGGGCCCACUUAUCUGUUGAUAAUAUAUGAAAUUUUAUUAGUGAUAGUAUAGGAUACGUCGUACGUACUCGAGACAAUAUUGAACGGUCUAAUACACAAACAAAUGGUUUAAUAUUGAUAUUUCUAUAAAAAUAAAAUACUGUGAAUCUUUUAUGUAAAUAAAUGUGUCCAUUAUGCAAUCGCCUUAUAUAUUGAUGUUUAAGUACUACAAGAUAAUGUAAAAUGUUUGUGGGAAACUUUAGUGUAACGAAAUUACUAUAGGUGACGAAUUUAUACAAGAGAAAAACAAAUAGCUUUUUUCUCAAGUGGACCUUAGAUAGCAAAUACAUAUUUUUCAAGAAUUAAUAAGAUUUCUUUGUAUCCACAUUGAUUAUAAGAUUACAAAGUUUCAGUUAUUUUUGACACUUAUUUGAAACACUCAUAUAUAUUUUGUCGCAAUAUGUGAGAAAUAAUUCGGUUUAGUGUGUGUAUCAAACGAGACGAUCAAUAGAUAAUUAAUAUAAAAUAUGUAAUGAUUAUGAGUAAAGCCAAACAUAUAUGUACAAUAAGAAAAUGCCUUUCAUGAUUUGACCGCCCAUUGCUUUACAGCGUGAUAAGUAUUUUUAUUCUUACGAAUUCUAUCGCAUAGCAAGUUUUAUUAUUUUGCAAAUAUUUAAAAUGCAUUCUUAUUAUAUGUAACUUACUAUUCGCCCGAUUUUAUUUCGUUCUAAUAUUGAGUUGGGUUUGAAAAUGUCUGAAUAUUCACAAAUUAGUGCACAAGACAUAAAUAUAUUGUGGCGUAAGUAGUGAUAUAUGUAUAUUACCAUUAUAUACACUCGUAUAUAUAUUAAAUUAAGACGUGUCUUUACUUCCUUAAUAUACCAGUGUGUGUGCCUAUAUAAUGAAAUGACGUAAUCUUAAGCCAUGUAGAUGAUUUUCCCAAGACUUCUAAAGUAUCAAAUGUAGGAUUUUAAUAAGCUAUUACAAUCAGGGUUUUAAAAAACAUUUUGUUAAGCUAGUUAUUUGUUUAAUAUUGUUUUACAUGGUUACAUCCAACGUGUUAGCAAUUUAUUUAUGACUCCUAUUGAAAUUCCUUAUUGUAAUUAAAUAGUAUUAACCGACCGGUUUUAAUUUCGACUGUGGUCCAGAUUUAAAAUUAAACAGUCCCUCGCGUCAUACAAGGUACAUUAAUAACACUAAUAGGAGAUAAGCCAGCCAACGAACAACGACACUAACUAAAAGAAUAUACAUUUUUUGAAUUAGAUUUACUUUAAGAUCAAUUCAAACGGAUAUUAUCAUUACUUGAAGACAAGCUUCUUAAAGUAGGAGCUAAAUAAUAUAGAGUGGAAUUGAUAUUAUAGCGUUAUAGUUGAAAUUCUUUGUGGGUUCAUUCCUAUGUAUUAUUCUUUUAUAUACAUCGAGUUUUGUGCUUUUUCCACUCAUUGCAAGAUGUAUCAUUGCUGGAAAUUGAUGUGACCAGUUUUAAUAUUUAUAUAACAUUGUAUACUAAAUAUGUAUUAUUGUACAUUUUUAUAUAGUAACGUAAUAUUGUCAAUUAAAUACGCACGUGUGUGUAAAGAUUGUAUUAAAUUUUAAUUAGAUAGUGAUCAGUUUUCCGGAAAUUGUCGUUCGGACUAACAAAUACACUAUUCGGGUUAAUUUAUUCUUGUACCUAUAAUUUCAGGCGUGUAUUUCAUGAUCUGUAUAUGUUGCAGUUAUAGCGGGUGUGGUCAAAAGGCGCUCUCCUCAGUUAGACCUAGUCGUGAUAAAGGCAUAUGGUUACAAUUAGUUCUAACCAGGGGAAACUCGUCCUAACGGUUUUCUCAUUCUGCGUUGAAAUAUUUUGAUCAUUUCAUACGCGAAUAGUAUGCAUUGUUUUAUAUGAUAAUGUAAUUUUAUACACACGCUUUAUUUCUAUAUGUAAGAAGCG